AUGAAUAUAAACUUCUUUGCAAAUAGUGAACCAUCUAGAUUGACUUGUAACCAAUUGGAAGUACCUCUAUUGAACUCCUAUAAGGCUCAAGGAACCCCAGACAAUAUCUGGCAACCCUACCUUUCUGAGAAUGAAUCUAUAAGAAACGCUCAACAGUGUAUCGCAAAUAAUGGUACCAAAAGAAGUACACCAAGAAAAGUAAAGACAAGGAAAAUCCUGUUAGCACCAUUAUCAAGAAGACAAGAACAUUUCCUGUAUUCAUAUAAAAAAACACAUAUUUGGAGGUUUAAAUAUCAGAGGAAGAAAUCAAAACCACCUUUAUUGAUGUUCCCUGCAUCUGCAUAUUCGAACACAAUAAGAUUUGGUGCUUAUUCUGGGAGUAUCGAUAAUAGAGCAAUGGGAUGUCCUUUAAGAGGUGUUAAGCAUGGACUGUUUCUAAAACCAGGACAGAAUUGUCCUUGUCAACGUCUAACUUACUUGUCUAGUCCAUUGUGUAGCAUGCUCAAAGUUCCCUGA
Messenger RNA from Vanderwaltozyma polyspora DSM 70294, 516 nucleotides. RefSeq names its product Spr6p (gene SPR6). The transcript has a single exon. Lineage: Eukaryota; Fungi; Ascomycota; Saccharomycetes; Saccharomycetales; Saccharomycetaceae. The record is from RefSeq and is a predicted model, not a curated record. The coding region runs from base 1 to 516 and encodes 171 amino acids.